UUUCAAACAAGAAAAGUAUUAAGAUCAAUGAUUUAUCGUGAUACUGAGCACUGCGUUGCCAAGUUAUUCUGAAAUUACGAGGCACAAUUAAGCUGUACUACACAGUUCACGUGAUAUCGCAUGUAUAUGCGACCAAAUGGAGGGCUAUCCGGGCGCCUACGACGAACACACCGACUCCACAAAACAGCAAGAGAGGCAUUACUACCUCCUAUCUGAGCUGCAGGCGCUUGUCAAAGACUUGCCCAGCUCCUUUCAGCAGCGUUUGUCCUACACCACGCUAAGUGACCUGGCUUUAGCCUUGAUAGAUGGAACGGUGUAUGAGAUCGUCCAGGGCCUGCUUGACAUCCAGCACCUGACUGAGAAAAACCUGUACAAUCAGAGACAGAAGCUUCACAGUGAGCACAGAGCUCUGAAGCAGGAGUUAGUUCGGAAGCACAAAGAAGCACUCCUGACUUGCAAAACGCACAACUUGGCAGUUCUGAGAACGAACCAGCAGGCGGAGACAGAGGCCCUGGAACAGCGGGUGAGAGAGGAGCAGAGGAUGAUGGAUGAGAAGAUCGUGGUGGAGAUGGACCAGAAGGUCGUGGACCAGCAGACCACCUUGGAGAAGGCAGGCGUCCCAGGCUUCUACAUCACCACCAAUCCCCAGGAGCUGAUGAUGCAGAUGAAUCUGCUGGAGCUGAUCCUCAAACUGCAGCAGAAGGAGGCUCAGUCUGGAAACCCGUCCUGAGUGAAGGCACUUGGAUGGGCGGCAAAGAACUGGAUUUUUGAUAAGCAAAUGUGUCUCCAUCCACCCGGCGUGCAUAACCUGUUUUAAAAUGCAGCCUUGCGAGUUUUUUAGUGCGGUCGCCAGGAAACAACCUUUAAUUUAAACCGCAGGGUCAGGUGAUGAACACAUUUAUUCAGUUUAUACAUAGCCGGGAAUUGGCUGUUUGUGCCUUGAAGCUGCAAGGAAAAUGGGAAUCAGUAUUGUUUUCUAAUUCUGUAUAAAGUUUCCCCAUUUACAAUACUGAUGUCAAGUAGUUUUUCACCCUUACUGGGUCCUGGACAAAUGGUUUUUUGUGUAUUGUUAGUUGGUUUACUAUAUUGUUUAAAAAUGAAGAAUGAAUUAUAAAGCUGGGUUGUGUGAAACAUAUUUGGUACAAGCCUUAUUAGUGGGCUGUAAAAGGUUAUAAAACGUAAGAGGUGAAAGCUUUCUUA
Messenger RNA from Megalops cyprinoides (Indo-Pacific tarpon), 1200 nucleotides. It is a transcript of the gene dgcr6, whose product is annotated as DiGeorge syndrome critical region gene 6. The record is from RefSeq and is a predicted model, not a curated record. NCBI's taxonomy places the organism in Eukaryota, Metazoa, Chordata, Actinopteri, Elopiformes, Megalopidae. The transcript has 6 exons. Bases 137 to 730 code for a protein of 197 amino acids.